Molecule: messenger RNA, 2103 nt
Organism: Styela clava
Lineage: Eukaryota; Metazoa; Chordata; Ascidiacea; Stolidobranchia; Styelidae
Product: interleukin-17C-like
Cellular component (GO): extracellular region
Molecular function (GO): cytokine activity
Source: RefSeq, a predicted model, not a curated record
AUCUAUGAAGAUGAAAAGCGCACAAAAGAAUAUUUAUUGGGAUGGACAGAAUUAUAUCAUGCGGGAGACUUUAUCACUCAGCACCGGUCACAAGACAGUCCCUCAAAAAUUAUAUUUUUAAUAUGAAAAAAAAGACUGUGUGUUAUAGCUAUUUUAAGCUAUUGCGGAAAGUUUACCGAUGGCAGAAGAGUCAAUACCGGUCACUCUGCAAGGCACAGAACCUAAUAAAGCUGUACUACAUGCUGAAUGUCAACAUUUCGAAGCAGCUGAAGACAGGCGAAACUGUGAACAGGUAUAUGCGACUGACUACGUCAUAUGGUCUGAAAAAAUGCUUGCUGAUGAACAAUUUGUAUCUGAUUUGGAUGUUAUAGAUAUGUCUGAUGUCGGAGAUAACAAACAUCUAAGACAAAAAAGAUCUGCUAGAGGUUCAAAGUGUCCAACAUUCAACACUGACUAUACUACCAGAAAUAAAAAGAAAGUCAACCAAUUGAGUAUUUCGCCAUGGAAAUAUGUUUUAACUUAUGAUAAGAACAGACUUCCGCGAAGACUACUUAAUGCCACUUGUCUCUGUGACGGAUGCAUCAAUAUAAGGACAUUGCGGGAAGAUCAAAGCGUGAUAAGCAAAGAACUCUAUUUCGAGAUUCUUAUAAUGAAAAAUAACAAACUAACGAAGCAAAGAGUGAACAAUGGUUGUUUCUGUAGUUUACCGUUACUAAUCGAAACAGAGUAACUUAGAGUACCUAAUGAAGGAACAUAGGAAAACUGAUUAUGACAUUUUUUGCUUUGUUUUUAUGUGCAUUUUUGAAAUUUUUUUUCACCGUAGCUUGAUAUUCAAUAUUUUGUUAUAUAUAUACAUGAAGUUUAGUCAAUUAUUCGUCAUUGCAAUUAUUAAAAUUACUUUUAUUUUGUGUUAUAUUUUAAAAACGAAUAUUCAUUAGGACAUAGGUUCUCAAAGUGCUCCGUACGGAGCCCCAGGGCUCCGCGAGAGAAGCCUAGGGGCUCCGCGAGCUAUUUGAUUAGUUUUCAAAAGACUGACUUGGCUAAUUUUGUAACUGUCCAAAGAAGCAAUAACAGCUUUAAUAAAAUUUGGCAACAGUAUAGCCUCGAAAUAUGACAAAGUGGCGGAAUUCGAGAUUUACAUUAUUUAUAAGCAGGAGCGCAGCCAGAAUUCUUAAGGGAGAGGGGGGAUCAAAAUUGGAAUCGGAAAUUUCCGCGCAACAUUAUUCGCGAUUAAGUAAAAAACUUUUUUAGUGGAUAACGAGAUUUCUGUUGCGUAAAAUAUUCAAUCCAUGACUGAUGCAACAUUUAAAAUGUCUUGUCAUAAUAAUUUAAUUGUGCUCAUCGUUACUCACGUUUGAUUCAAGAUUACUACGAGGAUUACUUAAAUAAAAGAUUACUAUUCUAAAAUAGCAUAAAAUACGUGAUAAGUUGCCAACUAUAAAUAAAUUGAAAUCGUAUUUUCGCGAUCUUGGGAUUUGUCAAACUUGAUUUGUUCCUUCGCACUCGAGAUUAUUUUUAAGCAAGAUAUCGCCGUUCCAAAAAUCCCGAGGUCCACGUUAAAACUCAAUAAGUACAAUAUACAAUUGUGCAAUCCAUGACCGAUGCGGGCAUAUUUAAAAUGACUUGUUUAUUGGGUUAAUUGUGUUCAAUGUAACCUGCGGUUGUGUCACUUACAAUAGAAAAUCAUUACUUCUCAAAUAACCACGGCAAUCCGCGAACAUGAAAUGAGAAACAAUGAAACAAAGUUAAGUGAACGAAGUUCUUGUGGACUACCGUAUAUCCUGAACAACGCUGUUAUCAUAAGAUAUUAGGAACAGAGUCAUAUUGCCGACAAAAGAACAUAAUAUCUACUACCGGUGCCAGAAGUUUGAUAAGAUAUUUGUGCCCGUCCCGAUCAAAUCGUAAUCAUGACUGAUUGAUUGCGUGGCAGUGUGGCGGAUUAUAGCGAUUUAGCGAAUUCGACAAAUUUGAGCCCUUCUUGCAGCACUGACUCCACCCUAUCGCAGGUCUCCCACUCAGAUUCUUUGCAAGAUAUCACCCGAUCAUCGUUUAAAAAAUCACAAGGUGUAGGCAAAAUACAAACGAUUGCAAUUUAUGUUAUCG